Molecule: messenger RNA, 879 nt
Organism: Trichoderma virens Gv29-8
Lineage: Eukaryota; Fungi; Ascomycota; Sordariomycetes; Hypocreales; Hypocreaceae
Exons: 2
Coding region: 1-879 (292 amino acids)
Source: RefSeq, a predicted model, not a curated record
AUGACACCAUCAGAGAAAGCCAGCCUAAAGGAGAGGAUUGAGACGUUGGGAGAGCGCUUUACGCUUAGUGAAGAUUAUCGUGGUCGCCUGCCCAGUUACCUAUCUCGCUUUACUGGAUACAAGCCUCCAAAUGCCCAGCCUCCGUAUACUGCUUUGGGCAUCCCACCUUUUUCUUGGCUAAAAUACCUUCCGCUGAAACUGGAAAUCUGCAUUUUUACCUGGAUUGGGGCGUUUGGGGGAAUUCUUCUCAUAGAGGCAAUCAUGUCGGCAAAUACAGCAUUUUCGGAAGUUUAUCAUGCACCUAUCAUUAUCACAUCAUUUGGCGCCUCGGCGGUUCUAUUGUUUUCCGCCAUCGAAUCCCCUCUUGCACAACCCCGAAACUUCGUCCUAGGCCAUUUUGUAUCCGCCCUCGUCGGCACAUGCAUCACCAGACUCUUUGUUCUGGAUCCAAACUACCACAUUGGUCUCGACGAGGGUGGUUUCCACGCCAAUGUUUUCGUAAAUGGCGGUUUAAGCAUGGCAACAUCUGCCCUCGCGCAAGUUUUAAUUGGGGCCGUGCAUCCACCUGCCGGUGCAACUGGACUCAAUGCCGCUGUUCAAUCAGAAGUUGUCACUCUCUCCUGGCGUUAUCUGCCAGUCAUACUUGCAUCUUCUCUAAUCAUGCUUGGCUGGGCUCUUAUAAUAAAUAAUGUCGGGCGUCGGCGUUACCCUGUUUUCUGGUGGAAACCAGGUAAAGUGUUUGUUUCCGCAACAAAGGAACAACAAAGUAUGGAACGUGCGCGUGAGGCUAGGGAACUGGAAACUGCCCUCAGGGUAGAGGAAGGGGCUACUUUGGGCGAUGAAGAAGAAGUGAGCGAAGCUGGUAGGCCCGAAGUAUGA